This is a messenger RNA of Parasteatoda tepidariorum (common house spider), 861 nucleotides long. NCBI's taxonomy places the organism in Eukaryota, Metazoa, Arthropoda, Arachnida, Araneae, Theridiidae. The record is from RefSeq and is a predicted model, not a curated record.
AUGCUGGAACAAGAAAUCCACCCCAACUCUAUUGAUUUCACCCUGCAUCCAAGUAGAAUUUGUGAACAUAUCAAUGACAGGAUACUGUUUUGUGCAAAAAAGUGCAUACCCAGGGUAAGAGUGAUGAAAUAUCGUUGCUUCUGGUCGGAAGAGCUCCAAUAUAUGAAAACCAAGCGCAAUAGACUAGGAAAAAAAGCCGAACUAGCACACAGACUUUCAGAUACUCAGGCCUGGAGAAGGCAAUCUGCGUUGUUUAGAAAAACUGUGCUCGUUGAGAAACGAAAACCCUUUAACGACUUCAUAGCUGGCGCCAAUGAUCAGAGAGAUGGGAAGAAAGUUUUUAAAUUCCUUUCUAAUAUCAAAAAUGGAGGUAGACGAGCUCCUACGCAGCCUUUCCAAGUUGCUAAUAAAACUAUCACUACAGAUACAGAAAUUGCCAAUGCAUUCGUCAAACACUUUACGAACACUCAUCAAAAGAAUACCCACUCUAGAGUAACGUCAAGGUUUCUAAAACGCAAAUUAAAAUCCCUUCUUACUGACUUUGAUGCACGGCCAUCUGCGCAUCCCAUUUUUAAUUCAUUUCUCUCUGUGGAAGAGCUUACUCAGGCUAUAAAUUGCCUGAAAAGUGGAAAAUCCCCGGGUGAAAAUGGCAUACAUUCUGAAUUUCUUCAACAUCUGGGCAUUUGUGCGUUAAACACUCUUUUGGAGUUCUUCAUUAUAAUUUGGGACUCCGGAAUUGUUCCCUCUCAGUGGCGAAGAGCCAUAGUUAUACCAAUUCAUAAAAAAGAUAAAAGUCCAAAAAAUUUGACCUAUCUCACUUACCAGUAUUAUGAGAAAAACUACGGAAAGAAUCGUAUCUAA